Messenger RNA from Bombina bombina (fire-bellied toad), 2157 nucleotides. RefSeq names its product hydroxysteroid dehydrogenase like 2 (gene HSDL2). The transcript is spliced from 12 exons. Gene Ontology annotation, cellular component: mitochondrion. NCBI's taxonomy places the organism in Eukaryota, Metazoa, Chordata, Amphibia, Anura, Bombinatoridae. The record is from RefSeq and is a predicted model, not a curated record. Bases 200 to 1453 code for a protein of 417 amino acids.
CACAGCCAACCUGAUGUAGGGCUAUUGCAUAGAGAAGCCAGCGAUUGGUUGUUAAUUGAUGUGGUCCCGCCCUCGGGCAAGUUGCUAGUGCGCUUGUGUCCUGGAUCUGGGUGAUAGGUUCAGUGACACUUUGCAGCCUUUCAGCUUUCUCAACUUUUGCAAAAUACUGAUUUGAAACUUUUUGCAUUAUCAGUUCAACAUGCUGCCAAAUACAGGAAAACUAGCUGGAGUCACCCUUUUUAUUACUGGUGCAAGUCGUGGCAUCGGCAAAGCUAUUGCUUUAAAAGCUGCUAAAGAUGGAGCAAAUAUUGUGAUAGCAGCCAAGACGGCAGAACCUCACCCCAAGUUACCAGGCACAAUAUUCACUGCUGCUAAUGAAAUUGAAGCAGCUGGGGGAAAAGCUUUACCCUGCAUUGUAGAUGUAAGAGAUGAGGACCAAAUCAGUGAAGCUGUGAAGAAAGCUGUGAAUACAUUCGGAGGAAUAGAUAUCUUGGUGAACAAUGCAAGUGCCAUCAGCCUUACCAAUACCCUUGAUACUCCAAUGAAGAAAGUAGAUCUUAUGAUGGGCAUCAACACCAGAGGAACGUAUCUCACAUCUAAAAUCUGCAUCCCUUACUUGAAAAAGAGCAAAGUGGCCCAUAUUCUAAACUUGAGCCCACCACUAAAUUUGAAUCCAGUCUGGUUCAAGAAUCACUGUGCCUACACUAUUGCUAAGUAUGGAAUGUCCAUGUGUGUUCUGGGAAUGGCAGAGGAAUUUAAAGGUGAAAUAGCUGUCAACGCUUUGUGGCCAAAAACAGCAAUACAUACCGCUGCUAUGGAUAUGUUGGGUGGGUCUGAAGUGCAAAAACAGUGCAGAACAGCUGACAUCAUGGCUGACGCAGCAUACUCCAUUCUGACCAAAGCAAAAGAUUUCACUGGUAACUUUAUUAUAGACGAGGAACUGCUGAAAAACGAAGGAGUCAAGGAUCUUGAAGUCUAUGCAGUUUCACCAGGGCACCCAUUGCUUCCAGACUUCUUUUUAGAUGAGAGUCCAGAGGCUUUAACCAAGAAAAUGGAAAAUUAUGGUGCCUCUGCUACCUUCAAGGAUGGAAAAGCACAGCCUGCUGCAGAGGCUACUAGUCAAGUGGGCGAGACCUUUAAAAUUAUUGAAAAGUCUAUUAAUGAUGAGGCUAUAAAGUCUACUCAAGGAGUGUACCAGUUUGUACUCUCUGGUGCAGAGGAAGGCACUUGGUAUCUGGACUUAAAAAAUGCUAAGGGUGGAGUUGGAAAAGGAGAGCCAGCCAUUAAAGCAGACGUGGUGAUGAGUAUGAGCUGUGAGGACUUUGUGAAGAUGUUUACAGGAAACCUGAAGCCUACAAUGGCAUUCAUGUCUGGGAAACUGAAGAUCAAAGGAGACCUAGGCAUGGCUAUGAAGUUGGAAAAACUAAUGGGUCGAAUGAAUGCUAAAUUGUGACGUGAUGAAGUUGUUCAGUAGCUGUCCAUAUCGUCUACUUCAAAUAAUUAGAAGAGCCAUGUGGAACAACCUACAUGGCUUUUUGCAUGGCUUUCAAAAUGGAAGCCAUUCUUAUCUCUAAAAAAAACAUUAGUUUAAUCACGUUCAUUAUGAAAGUAGACAAGUAUUUAUAACAUUAGUAAUUACACAAACUGUUAAUUGGUAUCAUUGGUGAAAAAUACUGCAUUCAAACACAUUAGUCAGCUGUCAUCAAUACUGAACAAAUUGGGUGCCAUAUUUUAUUCUGACAAUGAUUGUAUAUAUUUUGCUUCCAUGUAGGUGUGCAUAAACCACCACAAAAUACCCAUUUGAAGAGUUUUUGUGUGUGUGCAUAUUUACACAAAAUAAUCAUUCAUAUUUCAAGAGGCUUAACGAACAGAAAAAGAUGAGCUUCCAAUGGAUUGGAAUGCUACAGAUUAAUAAUGGAUGUUAGAAAAUGAAUACCCAGGCCAACAGAGGAAGCUGUGUUUUAAACAGAUUCUAAUAAUAAAAAGUGACGCGCUUAUUCUGUACUUGAACUAUGAAUUGUAUAAACCACAAAUGUAUGGUAAUAAAAUAACUGAUUGAACUUGCGAUUUUAUACGUAAAUCACAGUUUUAUAUCUGGAAUAGUAAUGGCAGUGCUGGUGUAAGUUUUCUCCACAAAUAAAUCUUUUUACAAACUAA